AGACGAAUUGGCCCUCAGGUGACAGCUCGAAUUAUGAGAUGCUUUGAACACCGGCGGAGGUGGAUAUCGAAGUGGAUGACGCGGAAUUUUCGAAUUCCACCGUCGAUGCUCAAGCGCUGACGAUUAAGGACUCUAGUCGGUAUCGUUUGCUCUCGCGUCGACGAAAUCAAAGAUAGAGCCUCACAGAUAUCCGAUUGAGACAAGCUGUCGAGUCGAUUCUGAAGCUGUCCGUCAAGUCGAAUCUGACGAUUACGAUUGGCGUUGGCAUUUUCCUCCUCUCGGAGGAUUUCUUUUUCGCAGUCCGCGCGCUCCUCGGAGCAGCGUUUGCGAAAAACAUUUCUCAAACAGGCCCAGCAGUGUCUCUACCGCAACAUCUUUUCCCGAGAAAGUGUCUUCCUUCCCACUCAGAAGAUGCACGGGUAACUUUCUCGUCUGGCUCAUUGAAGGCGACGAUGAUUCUUCGCGAUUGUAAAAGCGCGGAAUCUCCUGCUUGAUUUUCGAGGGCGUGUUUAGGUAGUCCUGUCUUCGAUCGGUUCGCUCGAGAUGAAUGACGACAGUGACAACUCGGGAUACCGGAUAGUGCGUGAGAGGAACAAAAGGGGGAAUUACGAACGUGUUGUCCCCAGUUUGGAAUGUUAAUUACAUCCGUUGAAUGAAUCGAGCUAAUGAGACGAAUGGUGUAUGAAAGUGAUGACGGAUGUUUCAAUCCGUCAUCGAAAGUUCAAAACUGAGAAAGUGAUGAUUAAAGUUGAAAGAAAGGAUUAUACAUCCGAAGGAAGAUUUAUGUGAUAUCUAAUAUUGCAGGCUUCGUGAAUAUUUCAUUUCUGACUUCUCCAGAGAGAGAGAGAGAGAGAGAGAGAGGAAUGAUAAUUUCUGACUUAUACGAUAAUUGAGAUUGAUAACUCGGGAUACUUUCAGUAUCGCGUACGGGAACGGAGAUCAUCGAGUUCGCGCGAUUAACCGAUUAACCUACGGAAAUGAUUCUCUUCGUGUCCAGAUGAGCUGAAUUUCCGAAGUAGGCUCAAAGGGCGAACGCGAAACGCUUCGCAAACACGUCGCCUACGUCUGCGGCGCAGUUCGAGCAGUGAAUCGGCUAUGAAGUUUCGAAUACUGAAUCCCUGAUGGAUUAACGGUUUUAGAAAGUCGCGAAACAGCCAAUAGAAUGCGAAUCGAAAUGCAAGAAUGGUCAUAAAAUCGGGGAGGUACCAGAUGCCGGAAAUAUAUUUGUAAAUGCGCACUCGAGCGGAAGAUUAUUCUUUCCCGUUAUCACUCGUGUCGUUCGUGUCGAUUGAAAUACCGGAUGCAGCGAUGGACGUUCCUCAAGUAGACGUAAUCUCUAGUUCUUCGCGUUGGAAAAGGAGAAAAAAAAAACUGUCGGGAGAGAAAGUGUCGUUCGGUCAUCGAUUAUGAAUCGGACGUGUCGGGAGAUAGACAGGACAGUUAGCAAAAUUGACAAAACGAGAACGGUAGUAAAGUUGCCCGAGAGAAUCGCGCGAGUCUACGUUACGACAAAUUGGCUCAUUUAGCGAAUAAUUCCGGUGCACUAGGCGGUUUUUAAUUGGCGCGCUUUGCCUACAUACACACACACACACAUAUACACAUGACACAGCGGAACGUGACGCGGACUCGACGAACUAGAUAGUUGGGAUUUUUGAUGCUGCGACUUCAUUAUUUUACCGUUACUAGACACGAUUACGCUCAUCGCCGACCUGCAUUCGAUUCGAGUCGCCGUGUAUCUUUGUGUGCACAUUAAAUAUUGUCUUCAACGUAUAAGUUUCCUCCACGAACAUUCUUAUUUUCCCGCCAACGUGUGUGUGUGUGUGUGUGUUCGCGAGCGAUAUCGAACGUCACAUUAGACUGACGCGAAGGAUUUGCCUUUCCAUUAAAUCCUCGGUAGGAAGUUUGGGUGUUAAAAGAAAAAAACAGAAGGCCGCCGUUAGAUGCCUGUGAGAAGAAAUACUGAAAUCAUGAUCAGACUCGUGAGCGUCCUCGUCCUCGUCGGCUUGGCGAACGGCCAGCUGAACUUCGAGGGGAAUCCGCUCACCGAGUACACCGAUUACACCGCCGAGGAGAGCAGCCUCUCCGAGAGGGCCGCCAAGGACACCUCCGUCUACUCGAACUCGGCGAUAUCGCGUCCUCAGAGACUCUACCCGGUCUUCGAGACUCCUCGACAGCCGGCCAAGACGAUGGACAAUGAACUGUUCUCCGAUCACAGAUUACAGGCGCCGCGUGUGUUCUCAGUCCAAAGUCCCCCGUCCGCGCGGCAGCUGCAGACGUCCACCGAGCGAAGCUCGCCGAUCGACCCGGCGGAGGUCGCGCUCACCACCUUCCUGAACUCCAAGACCCCCGAGGAGUCCCGUGCGUCGCUCGACUACUUCCUGCGCAGCCAGCAAUCGGAAGCUCAGUCCCGGUCCGCCGACGUCGCCGUGAUCGAUCAGGACGAGAGAGUGGAUCGAGUGGACACCCAACCGAUCAUCCACCAAGUGGAACAACGGCAACCGCUGCUUCCCCAGACGGACCAGACGAUUCACGUUCACCUGACGCCGCAGGUGGUGCCGCAGCAGGUCAAUCAGCAACGGCAGCAACUGCCGGCCAGUCAGAAUUUCGUUUACGCGCCACAGCCGCUCACCCAGGCGGCGGUGCAGCCGGUGAUCAGGACCUCUGCGGGUAUCCUGGGCCCGGCGACGAUGCUACAACCGAUGCCGAUCGGGCCUGGUAUUCAGAUGCGGAAUGACCCGAUGAUGUCGGCGACGAUGUGGCGGCAGAGGAUGAAGAGGUUACGCGGCAAGCCGUUGCCGGGCGUCUUCCCGCAGGCCAGGAUCGCGCCGGCCUUGUACAAAGGACCUGUCGCAGUGCCCUUCAAGGCGCCGGUGGAGGUGAUUUACACGAAGCCACCGGGUUUCCAUCGGGGGCCAGCGAACGUGAUCGCCAACCCGCCCUUCGAAGACGCCAGCUCUUGGUUCCCCGAUUCCGAUUACCCACCACCCUCGAAGGACGUCUACUACUCCCAGUUGUACGCGCAGUCCUACGAUCCGCACUACUACAACUACAUCGCCGCGACCGGCAAGGUGCGGCCGCACCUGUACGGCAAGCUGGGCAAGCGGAAGGAGGAGCAGGAGGACGGCAUCUGGUCGGAGCUCUAUCGGGGCUUCACCAAGCACGGCCUGAAGAACAUCAUGACGCCGACCUUCCUCUUGGGCAUGACCCUACCGGUGGUGACGCUCAUGCUCUCCGCCCUCGUGCAGAAGCGCUCGAUCGCGAGGUCGGACGCGCGCGACCUGGGCCAGGAAGACGCUCUGCAGGAGUACCUGGAGAGGCUGCAGCGGGCGAUGAUAUGUUACGGGAGUAACAGGAGCACCGCCUCUGAGGGGAAGAACGAGUGUUGAAGGCUGCGGGGAGGAUGCUGCCGGUCGAUCUGGACGAGUGAUCUACCUACCUACGAUCGAGGGGUUCGCGCACGUGGGAAGGAGAGGAGGAAGAGGAGGAGGAGGAGGAGAGAGAGAGAGAGAGAAAGGCGCGGGAGAGAUUCUGAGAUUUAUUUAUCAUAUUCUUAGUAUAGAGAUUGCGUGUAUUAACGCGAAGCGUGCAAAAAUCAGAGAGAAUAGAACGGAACGAGCGCUUCUCACGCUCACACGGCUUGUGAAAACGAUCGCUCUACUACCGUGUACGCUCGAAUUUCUGCGAUCAUUUCUGGAAACAGGCCCGAAUGAUACGCGGACGCGUGUUCCCGCGGUGUGUUAUUAGCGUUACGCAAGACCGGCACGUCUCACCGCAGUCUGUAACAACCGGUCGACCGCCGCCGGUGGGAGAAAGAAAAGGAGACACCGCUGUAACUGUUCUCCACUACACUCUCCGCGUGAUUUAGGGAUAAUUAAUUGGAGCAACGGGAGCAUAUGGGGGCGAGAGAGCGCUUUCUGCUCGCCGCCGCGUCGAAACACACCGUGUACACGACGCACGCGUGUACACGAGUAGAAAAACAUUUUGUGAUGCGUGUGCUCAAGUCGGUUCUUGUUAAAAUUUUCGUGUUAAAUCCUUAACACAGCCCUGCGUUAAUUUAACGUACUUGUGUUCACGUUGUCUCGAUAUGUACUCGUGUUCUGAGCCGGUGUUCAACAUGUUCGAGUGUUAAAACGACAGAUUUUAUACUUCAGCGUCGAUUACUACGGCUGUUAAUUUUUCAUAUGGCCAGCAAAUAUUUGUAUUACCUUUCGACGUAUUUAUCUUGCGUUAAAUCAACACGAAAAUUGUCAUUCAUGUUCGAGACGCGUGAAGUGUGUCGAGUUUAACGGAGAAUUUUUUACCGUGGCACGUGAGUAGCACACGUGCUUGUGUAUCAACAGAAGUAUAAUAUAUUCGCGUUAACGAAA
Dinoponera quadriceps is the source of this 4367-nucleotide messenger RNA. RefSeq lists its product as uncharacterized. Lineage: Eukaryota; Metazoa; Arthropoda; Insecta; Hymenoptera; Formicidae. The record is from RefSeq and is a predicted model, not a curated record. The transcript is spliced from 3 exons. The coding region runs from base 1941 to 3386 and encodes 481 amino acids.